Molecule: messenger RNA, 1026 nt
Organism: Pseudozyma flocculosa PF-1
Lineage: Eukaryota; Fungi; Basidiomycota; Ustilaginomycetes; Ustilaginales; Ustilaginaceae
Exons: 5
Coding region: 1-1026 (341 amino acids)
Biological process (GO): protein geranylgeranylation
Cellular component (GO): Rab-protein geranylgeranyltransferase complex
Molecular function (GO): Rab geranylgeranyltransferase activity
Source: RefSeq, a predicted model, not a curated record
AUGCAGCAGACGGCACACACCGAAGACGAGCACGGCCUGUUGGUAGACCUGCACGUUGCCUUCAUCCAGGCGCUCGACCGCAAGCGCGACUCGCUCGCCUACCACCUCACAACGCACCUCCGCACAAACGGCGUAUAUUGGGGUCUCGUCGCACUCGAAAUCAUGGGCAGGCCAGACGCGCUCGACGCCCAGGCCCUCAUCGACUACGUCCUCAGCUGCUGGGACCAGCGCACCGGCGGCUUCGGCUCCCAUCCCGGUCACGACCCGCACAUCCUCAGCACCCUCUCGGCAAUACAGAUCCUCGCAAUCAAGGACGCACUUCCACUGCUCGAACAGGACGGAAAGAGGAAAAGGCUCAUCCAGUUCAUUGUCGGCCUCCAGCUUCCAGACGGCUCGGUACAGGGCGACAAGUGGGGCGAGACCGACACCCGCUUCCUCUACUGCGCCGUAUCGGCCCUCGCCCACCUCGGCGCACUCGGACGCUUCAACCGCACCGCCGCCAUCAACCACAUCCUGCGCUGCCACAACUACGACGGCGGCUUCGGCCUCUGCCAAGGCGCAGAGAGCCACUCCGGUCAAGUCUUUGUCUGCAUCGCCGCCCUCUCGAUCCUCGACGCCCUACACCACAUCGACCGCGACAAGGUCGGCUGGUGGCUUUCCGAACGGCAGCUCCCGAACGGCGGCCUCAAUGGCAGACCGCAGAAGCUCGAAGACGUCUGCUACUCGUGGUGGGUGCUGUCCGCCCUGAGCAUGAUCGGCAGGCUGCACUGGAUCGAUGCAGGAAAGCUCUCCCGCUUCAUCCUCUCGGCUCAGGAUCCCGACGAUGGCGGCAUCGCCGACCGCCCCGACAACGUCACCGACGUCUUCCACACCAACUUUGGCGUCGCGGGCCUCUCGCUCCUUGGGUUCCCCGGCCUCGAGCCCGUCGACCCGACCUACUGCAUGCCCGCAAAGGUGAUCCGCAAGCUGGGCAUCGAGAAAGAGUACCAGCUGCCCGCCCCUAGAGCGGCGCCACAGCCGCAAUGA